CAGCGAAAAUAGAGAGAGAAAAAUAACACCCCCAACAGGUGCCAAAAAUAACGAGAAUGCCACUUUAUCUCGUUUCGUCUCCCGCCGCCGCCGCCGGCGCUCGCGCGUCCCCUCACAGCCGCCGCGGCUCCCUCCUCCGCUCGCCCCACCAGCACUGCCGCCGCGUAUUCUUAUCGUAUUCGUCCGGUGCGGAGCGUUCUGAGGGGCGCUCCAUGGCGGCGGCGGAGGCCGGCGCGUCGACGGCGAUGGAGGCGAAGUUGAGCGCAACAGGAGUCAAGCAAGCACUGAUAUCAUUGUCAGAUAAAACACGCUUGGGGUUUUCUAUUAUUUCCACUGGUGGUACAGCAUCAAGCUUGGAAGCAGCUGGAGUUAAAGUUACAAAAGUUGAAGAAAUUACACAUUUUCCUGAAAUGCUUGAUGGAAGAGUAAAAACAUUGCAUCCAAGUAUACAUGGUGGUAUUCUUGCGCGAAGAGACCAGGAGCACCAUCUGAAAGCAUUGAACGAGCAUGGCAUUGGGACAUUUGAUGUGGUUGUAGUGAACUUGUACCCAUUCUAUGAUAAGGUCACCUCAGGUGCAAUAUCUUUUGAGGAUGGCAUCGAAAAUAUUGAUAUUGGUGGGCCUACGUUGAUCCGAGCUGCAGCCAAGAAUCAUAAGGAUGUUCUUGUCAUUGUUGAUCAUAAAGAUUACCCUGCUCUACUGGAAUAUCUACAAGGAAAGCAAGAUGACCCGCAUUUCCGCAGGACACUAGCAUGGAAAGCUUUCCAGCAUGUUGCUUCUUAUGAUUCAGCGGUCUCAGAGUGGUUGUGGAAGCAAUCAAAUGAAGGAGAUACAUUUCCUCCAAGCUUUACUGUGCCCCUCUCACUGAAGUCUACGCUUCGCUAUGGUGAAAAUCCCCAUCAAAAGGCUGCCUUUUAUGGUGACAAGAGUCUUUCUCUAGUCAAUGCUGGUGGUAUUGCUACAGCAAUUCAGCACCAUGGAAAGGAAAUGUCUUACAACAAUUACUUGGAUGCGGAUGCCGCAUGGAACUGUGUGUCAGAGUUUGAGAGUCCUACUUGUGUUGUGGUUAAGCACACAAAUCCGUGCGGAGUAGCCUCCCGACAGGACAUCCUUGAAGCAUACAGGUUGGCUGUAAAGGCAGACCCUGUUAGCGCGUUUGGCGGCAUAGUUGCUUUCAAUACGACAAUCGACGAGAAUCUUGCAAGGGAAAUCCGUGAAUUCAGGAGUCCCACAGACGGCCAGACACGAAUGUUCUACGAGAUUGUUGUCGCACCCGGAUAUACAGAGAAGGGCCUUGAGGUCCUCAAAGGGAAAUCAAAGACGCUGAGAAUACUCGAGGCAAAGAGGAGUGGGAAGGGGAUGCUGUCACUCAGGCAGGUCAACGGUGGCUGGCUGGCUCAAGAGUCAGACGAUCUGACCCCCGAAGACAUCUCCUUCACAAAAAUGUCCGAGAGGGCCCCGGAGGAUGGUGAACUCUCGGACGCCAAAUUCGCAUGGCUCUGCGUGAAGCACGUCAAGAGCAACGCCAUUGUGAUCGCCAAGAAUAACUGCAUGCUAGGCAUGGGAAGUGGCCAGCCGAACAGGCUGGAGAGCCUGAGGAUUGCUUUCAGGAAGGCAGGAGAGGAGGCCAAGGGAGCCGCUUUGGCCAGCGAUGCCUUCUUCCCGUUUGCUUGGAGCGACGCCGUGGAGGAGGCGUGCCAGAACGGGGUCGGGGUGAUCGCGGAGCCCGGGGGCAGCAUCAGGGACCAGGACGCCGUGGACUGCUGCAACAAGUACGGCGUGUCUCUCCUCUUCACCGGCGUCAGGCACUUCAGGCACUGAGAGCAGAUAUAGAGGAACCCACCUCGACGCAGCCUGCAAUAAAGCUUAGCUGCUCACGAGGGAGGGCAUGCUUUUGUUUUUGGGUAGAGGAGAUUUUAAUCUAAAUCUGUGCGUUCUGGAUCGAAACAUGAGCCAAAUUCUGAUAAUUGCCCGAGCAAUUCAGCUAUUGUUUGCAACCAUGGGUCUGAGUAAGGAGACGCUGUUGAUGCUUCUUCCCUUUCAGAUGUAACAGCUGUCCAUUGUACGUACAGUAUGAUACUGCGACAGUGGUUGAGCUUAAUUCUUGCAAUAAUCUCUGCCACGGAGGUCUGUUCUUGG
Messenger RNA from Phragmites australis (common reed), 2138 nucleotides. RefSeq lists its product as uncharacterized. Gene Ontology annotation, cellular component: cytosol. The record is from RefSeq and is a predicted model, not a curated record. The transcript is spliced from 12 exons. The coding region runs from base 57 to 1820 and encodes 587 amino acids. Lineage: Eukaryota; Viridiplantae; Streptophyta; Magnoliopsida; Poales; Poaceae. Gene Ontology annotation, biological process: 'de novo' IMP biosynthetic process. Gene Ontology annotation, molecular function: phosphoribosylaminoimidazolecarboxamide formyltransferase activity; IMP cyclohydrolase activity.